AUGGCCAAGCAUUAUACAAAACAAAAUCAUCAAGAUCACCAGCGAUAUUUGGAAAUUUUAAAAGAGGACUUCCAAAAGAAGUAUGAAGAUGCUCCGAAUUCAGAUAAAAGUUUGAACAAUUAUGAUAGCAUAAAAGCAAUUGGAAGUGGUGCUUACGGUGAAGUUUUUUUGGUAAGAAACAAGAGUACCUUCACAUAUCACGCAUUGAAAGCGGUAGAUAAAAAAGUCGUCGUGGAGAGGAAACAAAUCAAACAUUUGAUUUUAGAGAAAAGAAUACUUCAGGGUGUCCAGUUUCCAUUUAUAGUCACUUUAGACGAUGCGUUCAAAGAUAACGUUUAUCUUUACUUCGUACUGCCGUAUAUGGCAGGAGGAGAGCUAUUCACAUAUAUACAAAAGUACGGCGGAUUGUCGGACGAUGUAUCAAAAUUUUACGCCAGUCAAGUAAUAUUAGCCAUAGAAUACUUGCAUUAUUGCAAUGUAGUACACAGAGAUAUAAAACCUGAAAACAUUUUAGUUGACACAAACGGUUAUAUAAAAUUGUGUGACUUUGGAUUUUGUAAAGUGCUCGCAAAGAAAACUUGGACUUUAUGUGGAACGCCAGAAUAUUUAGCACCAGAAGUUAUUAUGUCGAAAGGCUAUUCGUUUUCCGUGGACUGGUGGGCGAUCGGUGUUUUAAUCUUUGAAAUGGGAACAGGUUACCCACCAUUUUUUGCGUCAGAUCCUACAAAACUUUACGAAAAUAUUUUGGAUGGACAUUAUAAAUGCCCAGACAAUUUAGUUCCCGAUUGCAAAAGUAUUAUUAAAGGAUUAUUGCAAGUCGAUCCUGCGAAACGGCUAGGCUCUCUUAAAGCCGGCGUUUUUGAAAUUAAAGUUCAUUCCUGGUUUAGUGAUUUAAGUUGGGCAUCGAUCUUGCAACAAAGAACUACACCACCAUUUGUUCCUAUAUGUCCGUCGCCAGGUGACACGAGUAAUUUUCCGGAAAUAGAACAAAUUAAAUUAAAAAAUAGCUCAAAGUGUUUCUAUGAGGAUGAAUUUGAAGAUUUCUGA
Molecule: messenger RNA, 1047 nt
Organism: Bicyclus anynana (squinting bush brown)
Lineage: Eukaryota; Metazoa; Arthropoda; Insecta; Lepidoptera; Nymphalidae
Product: cAMP-dependent protein kinase catalytic subunit 1-like
Exons: 1
Coding region: 1-1047 (348 amino acids)
Biological process (GO): peptidyl-serine phosphorylation
Cellular component (GO): cAMP-dependent protein kinase complex; nucleus
Molecular function (GO): ATP binding; cAMP-dependent protein kinase activity
Source: RefSeq, a predicted model, not a curated record